This is a messenger RNA of Penicillium griseofulvum, 1191 nucleotides long. RefSeq names its product PRCC domain-containing protein. NCBI's taxonomy places the organism in Eukaryota, Fungi, Ascomycota, Eurotiomycetes, Eurotiales, Aspergillaceae. The transcript has a single exon. The record is from RefSeq and is a predicted model, not a curated record. Bases 1 to 1191 code for a protein of 396 amino acids. Gene Ontology annotation, cellular component: nucleus.
AUGGUGCUAGUAGGCUACUCUGAUUCUGAAGGCUCAGAUGCUGAGCCAGAUACUACACCCGCACCCCAGAUCACCAAGCCGAAGAAGUUCGACUCGAAACCUAAGUUGGUUGAUCCCAACAACUCGCGCAAGAUCCGUAUCGCGAUUCCAGAAAUCAAACCCGAACACCCAUCCGGCGAAGACACUGAAGAUGGUCCGCGCAAAAAGGCUCGGCUAGGUGGAGGAGGCUUUUCAGGAUUCAACUCUUUCCUUCCAGCACCGAAACGAACAGCUGAGAAAAAGGCACCAGUGGCGACAACACGAAAAGCGUUUAGUCUCAAAACAGGAGCAGGCCCUGGAUUUGAUCGCUCAGCUGAUGCCGAGAUGAGGAAUGAUUAUGCAUUUGAAAAUAUAGCGGGAGAUGCGGAGACCACUUCUGCACCUAGCAGCUCAAAAACCGACAUAUCAACUACACCAGCGGAGACAAUGAAAGAUCCGGUGGAGGUCAAGUUGCAAGGAAAUCCGAUGAUGUUCAGACCGUUAUCCGUCGGACGACCUCAAAAGAAGAAAAAGACCACCAAGAUUGCUGAACAACCAACACCUUCACCAGCAGCGCCAAAGCCUACCCAGCCUCUACAGCAAGCCCCUCCACCUGCAUCUGCGCCUGCACCUGCACCUGCACCUGCGCCACCGAAACCCAAAGUCAGUCUCUUCUCUCUAUCAUCGGAGGAGGCCACUUCUCAGCCAGGCCCGGCACCUGGACCUUCAACCUACCAGCCGCUGGUGUACAACGCCGAAGGCGAAGAAGCACUAGCAGCUGGUCCAGCACUCGCCGAGCCUACACAAAUUCCCAUCGACCAUUCCACAACCACAGUAUCAACCAAUCCUACGUCAUCCUUGGAUAGCAUCGCCAACGAUUUGAACUUGUCCAAGGCCGAAAGACGCCAACUCUUCGGUCGGAACGCCAAUGUCACCUCAUCGCAGUCACAGGUGCGUACCUUCAACACAGACGAAGAGUACGCGUCGAACAAGGUCCUGGCGGAAGGCGAGCUCGCCGGAGCACAGCACCAACCCGUGCGCGCUAUUGCGCCAGGCAAACAUACCCUUCAGCAAUUGCUCAAUGUUGCAAGUUCACAGAAGGAGGCACUGGAGGAGAGCUUUGCAACGGGUCGGAGGAACAAGAAGGAAGCAGGAUCCAAGUACGGAUGGUAA